Staurois parvus is the source of this 364-nucleotide messenger RNA. The record is from the annotation of a GenBank genome assembly. NCBI's taxonomy places the organism in Eukaryota, Metazoa, Chordata, Amphibia, Anura, Ranidae.
AUGGGGCCCCCGGGCAAUAAGGGAUCAUGGGGCCCCUGUGUCCUUGCCCAACUCAAAAAAGCCUAUGAAAAAGGUACCAGGGGCAUUUCAUGGGGCCCCCUACUGACCCCGGGCCCUCGGGCAGUGCUCGAGUUUCCAAAUGGUCAGUCCGCCCCUGGUGCCAAUACCUCAUCCCUCCCCACAAGCAGGGGCGGACUGACAACUCAUGGGGCCCCCGGGCAAUAGGGGAUCAUGGGGCCCCUGUGUCCUUGCCCAAACUCAAAAAAAACCUAUGAAAAAGGUACCAGAGGCAUCUCAUGGGGCCCCCUACUGACCCCGGGCCCUCGGGCAGUGCCCAAGUUUCCAAAUGGUCAGUCCGCCCCUG